GAGUUGGCCGUCCCGGCGAGGGCGGGGCCGCGGACGAGCCCCGGACUGCUCUUUGAGUGGGAGCCGCCACUGUCCACUUCAGUCCUGGGCGUCGGGAGACAGCGGUAUCAGCGCCAUGAAUGAGGCAGAGGGGCUGCGGCAGCGCCGGCCCUCGGGGCUCAAGUCACACUGAGGACAACCAGGCGCAGGAAGCCAAGCAGGGCAGCACUUAUAGCAGUAGAGUUUUCCAGAUGACCUUUAUGAUGCUAGCAGUGUCCCUUUUGGUUCCUUUGCUUGGGGCAGUAACUCUGCUGAAUUGCCCCAUUGAUCCUCAACCUCUCAGUUUCAAAGAGCCCCCCUUCCUACUUGGAGUUCUGCGACCAAAUGUGAAGUUGCAACAAGCAGAAAAGUUAUUUGAAAACCAACUUAUUGGUCCGGAGUCCAUAGUAAAUAUUGGUGAUGUUUUGUUUACUGGCACUGCUGAUGGUCGGAUCGUAAAACUUGAAAAUGGAGAAGUAAUCACAAUUGCCAAACUUGGUAAAGGCCCUUGCAAAACCAGAGAAGAUGAGCCUGCUUGUGGAAGACCUCUUGGCAUCCGAGUUGGGCCUAAUGGUACACUUUUUGUGGCAGAUGCUUACCAGGGAAUAUUUGAAGUGGAUCCCAGCACAGGUAGAGUGAAACACCUCUUGUCUUCCCAAAUACCCAUUGAGGGAAAGAAAAUGUCAUUUGUGAAUGAUCUGACAAUUACUCAGGAUGGGAGAAAAAUUUAUUUCACGGAUUCUAGCAGUAAAUGGCAAAGACGAGAUUAUCUGCUCUUGGUUAUGGAGGGUACAGAUGAUGGACGAUUGCUAGAAUAUGAUACUGUAACCAGAGAAGUAAAGGUUUUAAUGGAGGGAUUAAGGUUUCCCAAUGGAGUCCAGCUGUCUCCUGCUGAAGAUUUUGUUUUGGUGGCAGAAACUACUAUGGCAAGAAUAAGAAGGUUUUAUGUGUCUGGGCUUAUGAAAGGUGGGGCAGACAUGUUUGUGGAAAACAUGCCUGGUUUUCCAGAUAAUAUUCGACCAAGCAGCUCUGGAGGAUACUGGGUCGCCAUGUCAACUGUUCGACACAAUCCUGGGUUUUCUAUGAUGGAUUUCUUAUCAGAAAAACCAUGGAUUAAAAGAUUAAUUUUUAAGCUACUAAGUCCAGAAACAGUGUCGAAAUUUGUGCCUCGAUAUAGCCUCGUCUUGGAACUUGGAGACAAUGGAGCCUACCAAAGGAGCUUACAUGAUCCCAAUGGACUGGUUGCUGCUUAUGUUAGUGAAGUGCAUGAACAGGAUGGACACCUUUACUUGGGCUCCUUCAGAUCUCCUUUUCUUUGCAAACUUAACCUUGAUCUCCUUUAAUCAACCCCAAAGAAAUCUAAUGCUACUGAUCUAAGAAUUGUCCUGCUCAGAUAUUUUAGUAGUCUAAGUACCCGAGGUGUCCCUUUACCCAUAGUCAUGGAAAUGCAUCUACCAAUAUUUAAUGUCAUCACUUUUCAGGGUAGCAGGGGAAUACCACAGCACUCUGCUCAUCUGUUAGCUUUCCAUGGUAGGAUCCUUUCAUCUUGGUUUAUUUCUUUUAAAGGCAAAUGUAUAAGAUGAUGGCUUUGGGAAUUCAGGUAACAGAAUUCUCUCAUCCAAAAAUAUCUGCUUGUGGAGCAGUUCUCUAAGGAAGUUUGAAUUCUUUUAUAUACUUAAACAUUUAAGGAACUUAUUUCUGCUACUAAUUCUGUUCUUCCAUCCCUAGCUUUGCUACCUGUGAAAAAGGAUUAAUAAAUACAUUGGGAGGGGAUGCUUUGAUAUUAGCAUAAAGAAGCUAUGAAAAUUAAGUAAGAAUUACAUUCUAAAGAUUUGUGCUAGAACCUUGACCUCAACGAUCCAAAAGCCACCCCCUGCAAACUGAAGUGAUUUGUCUGGCUAGGCUUUUAGGUAGUUAAAGCUUUGCCUCUUGAGGGGCACAACAAAAGGCUUGUAGGAUACCUCAGUUCCUUUCAACUAUAUAAAGGUUAGGUGCUGCAAGAAGGUUCUCUGGUGAAAGUCAGCUUAUUUCAAUAACACCAGGAGUUAAUACCAAUGUCUCUUUCUAAAAACUAUCUGUUAGAGUAGAAUGAUGUCACCUAAUAGAUUCAGUCCCCCAAAGUGAUUUGUUUGCCUUUACAUUGUUACCAUCUCGAACAGCAGACAUGGUUAAAAUCAUUAUGUUCCAAUGUCAUGUUUGAGUUACUCACUACCUUGACAAGUAGUUGUAUAGGUGGCAAACUUCAUCACUGAGAACUAUGUAAUAAUGACUAUAUUAAAUUUGCUUUUCUGCUAUUUGACUUUUUUGACUGUCACCCAGAAAAUUAUUAUAUAGUAUAAUUAUUACAACAAUGUCUGAAAAUUAGAUUCUGCACAUUAUUAUCAGGAAGUUAAUUUUCAGUUAACAUACUUUUAUUUAGGAGGGAAAUGUUGGAUUUAGUAUGGAAUUAAUACUUACAGUGCUACUUGAAGAGAAUAGUACUAUCUUCCAUGGGAAAUUGUGGUAUACUUUGAGAGGCUGCCCAGUUUAUAAGAAUUCACUUGAAUUCAUUUGCCUUUCCUUGUCAUGGACUUAAUCCUUUGUGGCCCUGUAGCUAGCUAUGCUGCUUUUCUGUUCUGUUUCUUCUUCUUCUUCUUCUUCUUCUUCUUCUUCUUCUUCUUCUUCUUCUUCUUCUUCUUCUUCUUCUUCUUCUUCUUCUUCUUCUUCUUCUUCUUUCUUCCUUCUUCCUUCUUCCUUCUUCUUCCUUCUUCCUUUUUCCUUCCUCCUUCCUCUUUCUUCUUUCUUCUUCUUCUACAAUCCCUUCAAUCUAUAAACAAUGUAUUAGGUAAAUUGCUGAAGUGCUUUGGAGAAAGAUACUAUUUUAAAUAGAAGAUGGUGUUUAAGUUUGAUAAUUUAAAUAGUUCUGUUUUAAGUUUAGGUUAUAUAUACUAAUUGGGUGGACACUACUGAAAAAUGAUUUAACAACAGUCUGUACUAAUUGGGCAGCUAGGUGCCAUAUUGAGUGCCAGAGCUAGAGUCAGGAAGACAUCUUCCUGAGUUGAAAUCUGGCCUUAAAA
This is a messenger RNA of Dromiciops gliroides (monito del monte), 3074 nucleotides long. It is a transcript of the gene APMAP, whose product is annotated as adipocyte plasma membrane associated protein. The record is from RefSeq and is a predicted model, not a curated record. Gene Ontology annotation, molecular function: strictosidine synthase activity. The transcript is spliced from 9 exons. Gene Ontology annotation, biological process: biosynthetic process. Lineage: Eukaryota; Metazoa; Chordata; Mammalia; Microbiotheria; Microbiotheriidae. Bases 120 to 1361 code for a protein of 413 amino acids.